Messenger RNA from Papaver somniferum (opium poppy), 2223 nucleotides. RefSeq lists its product as uncharacterized. Lineage: Eukaryota; Viridiplantae; Streptophyta; Magnoliopsida; Ranunculales; Papaveraceae. The transcript is spliced from 2 exons. The coding region runs from base 1 to 2223 and encodes 740 amino acids. The record is from RefSeq and is a predicted model, not a curated record. Gene Ontology annotation, molecular function: nucleic acid binding.
AUGGAGUUGUCGGAUGAUAUACUCGUCCCGUCAACAUAUCGUAUAUUCGGUUUUAAUGGGACGGUAACCAUCCCGAAGGGAGAAGUAACUCUAAGGGUAUCGGAUGGAGGUGGAUACCUGGAUAAUUUAACCACAUUCUAUGUGGUUGAUGUCGCCUCGCCCUAUGAAGCUAUUAUCGGAAGACCAUGGAUCGCGGGAAUCAAAGGAGUGGCAUCGGCCUAUCAUCAAAGAUUACGGUUCCCAACGUACAAGGGGAUAGCAGAAGUCGUAGGAGAUCCACAAGCACCCCGACAGUGCAUGCAGGCCGACGCCCAGAUAAAUGAGGAGCGGCGAGCACGGCAAAGGGGAGAGAAGAAAAAUGCUAAAGAAGCCAAAGUCGCAGAAAAACUAGAAAAGGUUAUUUCGCAAGCGGUCAUGGAUUACGAAGCUCAAGGAAGCGAGCCUUCAUAUCAAUUAAAGGAGAAGACGCCGGUGAAGGAAUCAAUACCAAACUUCUCGGCCGUGGAACCUACUCGGGAGAUUAAUUUGGGAACUGAAGAGGAACCAAGGGUGGUAAGGAUCGGGUCCUUACUAUCGGAUGAACAGGUAAACCAGCUCGUGGCGGUGCUAAAGGAAAACAUGGAUACAUUCGCAUGGAACAUGCACGAUAUGGAGGGUAUAGAUCCAGAGGUAUGUUGUCACCAUCUAAGGAUCGACCCAAGCUUCAAGCCAGUCCGACAAAAGAUGAGGCUAAUCGCACCAGAAUUACAGGCGGCCGUCGAAAAUGAUCUAAAGAAGUUACAGGAAUCGGGAAUAAUUAGGAAAUCGCACUACCCACAAUGGAUAUCUAACAUGGUCGUGGUACCAAAGAGAAACCGAGGAGUCAGAAUCUGUAUCGACUUCAGAAACCUGAACAAAGCUUGUCCGAAGGACAGUUUCCCUCUCCCAAGUAUCGAUCAAUUGGUGGAAUCUAUAGUGGGGUACGAGGCACUGACGUUGAUGUACGGAUACGCGGGGUAUAACCAGAUCCCGCUGGCUCCCGAGGAUCAAGAACAUACCUCCUUCUUCACACCAAGGGGCCUAUAUUGCUACUCCAAGAUGUCGUUUGGGCUGAAGAAUGCAGGCGCCACAUAUCAGAGGAUGGUGGGCGAUAUGUUUGAGGACCAGAUCCACAACACCAUUGAGGUCUAUGUCGAUGAUAUGCUAGGGAUAGAAGCAGAUCCCGAGAAAGUCAGAGCCAUCCUCGAGAUGCCAUCAUCAGCCACAAUAAAACACGUACAAAAGCUGAGCGGAAGUAUAGCAGCAUUGGGGCGAUUCAUAUCUCGGUCGUCCGACAAAUGCAAGGAUUUCUUUAGCACUCUUAAAAAGGGAGAGAAAUUCAAAUGGACGGACACCUAUGAGGAGGCGUUUCAGAAUAUUAAGCUACAUCUUGGAAGUAUUUCAGUAUUACAAAGACCCGAGCCGUCGGAGGUCCUCACAUUAUACCUCGGAGCAACUUCAUAUGCUAUCAGUGCAGUCUUAGUUCUAAAUGAAGGGAACGAGGAAAAGCCCGUUUACUUCAUUAGCAAGACAUUGAUUCCGGCCGAGAAAAAUUAUACAAGGAUGGAACAGAUGAUUCUAGCGCUAGCUUUCGCCACCUUGAAGCUAAGGACAUAUUUCCAAGCCCAUCGGAUUCGCUUGCUCACAAAAUCACCUAUUGAGGCGGUACUAGACAGUGCAGGCCGAUCUGGAAGGAUCUCCAAAUGGGGGGCACAAAUAAAACAGUUCAACGUUUUCUACGAAAUGAGGACAGCAGUGAAGGCACAAGUAGUGGCAGAUUUUUUGGCAGAUUUUCCACUAAGCAACGAAGAUGAGGUCAAGGACAUACCCGGAAUGGAAGAAUAUCGAGAAGACCCGGCCGAUUUACUCGAUGCAAGUAGCCCAUCACGUUGGGAAGUAUUCGUCGAUGGAGCGUCAAACAAAGAUGGAUCGGGACUUGGGAUAGUCUUUACCACACCAAAGGGACGAAAAAUGGUCCAUUCGUUUAGAUUGGAAUUUAAGGCGACAAACAACGUCACCGAAUACGAAGCUGCGAUUUCACGCCCUGAGAUUAAUCGUCGAGAUGGGCCUACAAUAUGUAAGGCUAACUAUCGACUCACAGUUGGUAAUCUGACAAAUCACAGGAAAAUAUGCAAUUCACGAUCCAAUUCUGCAGAAAUACUGGGAGCUCGCCCAAUUCUAUAUCAACCAGAUCCCCAGCAUUGA